Messenger RNA from Acipenser ruthenus (sterlet), 4003 nucleotides. Its product is annotated as signal transducer and activator of transcription 3. The record is from RefSeq and is a predicted model, not a curated record. Lineage: Eukaryota; Metazoa; Chordata; Actinopteri; Acipenseriformes; Acipenseridae. Gene Ontology annotation, biological process: growth hormone receptor signaling pathway via JAK-STAT; defense response; regulation of transcription by RNA polymerase II. The transcript has 24 exons. The coding region runs from base 246 to 2609 and encodes 787 amino acids. Gene Ontology annotation, molecular function: DNA-binding transcription factor activity, RNA polymerase II-specific; RNA polymerase II cis-regulatory region sequence-specific DNA binding.
AUUUCCUGCUUUAGGCUGCUGUGUGGUUCUUACGUAUGACUGUGGCUGCUUUUUAGUUUAGCACUUCAGUCGAGGAAAGGUAAAAAUAAAUAAAAACAGAUUGCGAGGGUUAUAAACCGUUUAUAAACGAGUUACAAUACUUGUUUUCUUCGAGGAAAACGUUUCCUUCGCCGCGUUCAAGUCGCGGUUCUUAAGAAGUGAGUCUUCAUUUAGUAAAAAGGUUCCCCUGAGCUGUUUGGUCCAUAAUGGCGCAGUGGAAUCAGCUGCAGCAGCUGGACCCCAGGCACCUGGAACAGCUUUAUCACCUCUACAGUGACAGCUUUCCAAUGGAGCUCAGACAGUUUCUGGCCCCCUGGAUCGAGAGCCAAGACUGGGCUUUUGCAGCCAACAAGGAGUCUCACGCCACACUGGUGUUUCACAAUCUGCUUGGGGAGAUUGAUCAGCAGUACAGUCGCUUUCUGCAAGAGAACAACGUGCUCUACCAGCACAACCUCCGGAGGAUAAAGCAGCAUCUACAGAGCAAGUACCUUGAAAAGCCAAUGGAGAUCGCCAGGAUCGUGGCUCGCUGUCUGUGGGAGGAAUCUCGGCUGCUGCAAACCGCGACAACCGCAAUUCAGGAUGGGCAGGCCCCGCAUCACACAGGCACAGUGGUGACCGAAAAACAGCAGAUGCUGGAACAGCACUUGCAGGACGUGAGAAAAAGAGUGCAGGACUUGGAACAGAAAAUGAAAAUGUUGGAAAACCUACAGGAUGACUUUGAUUUUAACUACAAGACCCUCAAAAGCCAAGGAGAAAUACAGGAUCUAAAUGGAAACAGUCAAGCAGCAGCAACAAGACAGAAGAUGGCACAGCUGGAACAAAUGCUAACGGCCUUGGACCAGCUCAGAAGGCAAAUUGUAACAGAAAUGGCGGGGCUCCUGUCUGCCAUGGAUUUUGUUCAGAAGACCCUGACAGAUGAUGAGCUGGCGGACUGGAAGAGAAGACAGCAGAUCGCCUGCAUAGGGGGGCCCCCUAAUAUUUGCCUGGACCGCUUGGAAAAUUGGAUCACGUCCCUCGCCGAGUCUCAGCUUCAGACCCGUCAACAGAUUAAGAAGCUGGAGGAGCUGCAGCAGAAAGUCUCGUACAAGGGAGACCCCAUCGUCCAGCACCGGCCCGUCCUGGAGGAGAGGAUCGUGGAGCUAUUCAGGAACCUCAUGAAGAGUGCUUUUGUAGUGGAGAGACAGCCUUGCAUGCCCAUGCACCCAGACCGGCCCCUCGUCAUUAAGACAGGCGUACAGUUUACCACCAAAGUCAGGUUACUCGUGAAAUUUCCUGAAUUAAAUUAUCAGCUGAAAAUUAAAGUUUGUAUUGACAAGGAUACAGGAGAUGCUGCUUCAUUAAGAGGGUCACGAAAAUUCAACAUCCUGGGCACAAACACAAAGGUCAUGAACAUGGAGGAGUCUAAUAAUGGCAGCCUGUCCGCUGAAUUCAAACACCUGACUCUGAGAGAGCAGAGGUGUGGAAAUGGAGGACGAGCUAACAGUGAUGCAUCCUUGAUUGUAACUGAAGAGCUGCAUCUCAUCACUUUCGAGACGGAGGUCUACCACCAGGGACUUAAAAUCGACUUGGAGACACACUCCUUGCCUGUAGUGGUGAUCUCCAACAUAUGUCAAAUGCCAAACGCCUGGGCUUCCAUCCUUUGGUAUAACAUGCUGACCAACCACCCAAAAAACGUGAACUUUUUCACCAAGCCGCCCGUGGGUACCUGGGACCAGGUAGCGGAGGUGCUGAGCUGGCAGUUCUCAUCUACCACGAAGAGAGGGCUUUCCAUGGAGCAGCUCUCCACUCUGGCUGAGAAGCUGCUAGGUCAAUGUGUUAAUUAUUCUGGAUGCCAAAUUACUUGGGCAAAAUUCUGCAAGGAAAACAUGGCAGGGAAAGGGUUUUCAUUCUGGGUGUGGCUGGACAAUAUCAUUGACCUGGUGAAAAAAUACAUGCUGGCGCUUUGGAACGAAGGGUACAUAAUGGGGUUCAUAAGCAAGGAGAGGGAACGAGCCCUCCUGAGCACAAAACCCCCCGGGACCUUCCUUCUGAGGUUCAGCGAGAGCAGCAAGGAAGGGGGUAUCACUUUCACCUGGGUGGAGAAGGACAUCAGCGGUAAGACCCAGAUUCAGUCUGUGGAGCCCUACACCAAGCAGCAGCUCAACAGCAUGUCCUUCGCUGAAAUCAUCAUGGGCUACAAAAUCAUGGAUGCCACCAACAUCCUGGUGUCUCCCCUGGUGUACCUGUAUCCCGAAAUCCCAAAGGAGGAGGCGUUUGGGAAGUACUGCCGCACUGAGAACACGGAACCGCCUGACUUCACUGAACCAGGUAGCACAGUCCCAUAUCUAAAGACAAAAUUCAUCUGUGUCACACCGUGCCCUUCCGUCUUCAUGGACCUGCCAGACAGUGAGCUGUUGACCAAUGGAUUUUGCGGCACAAGCUCGGGUAACACCAGCGACCUCUUCCCAAUGUCUCCCAGUACCCUGGACUCUCUGAUGCACAACGAGGGACCAGAAUCCAGUGCUGGAGGACAGCUAGACACACUUACCCUGGACAUGGAAUUCAGUUCAGACGCUGCUUCACCCAUGUGAAGAAAAGAAUAAUUAUUAUUAUAUUAUUAUUAUUAUUAUUAUUAUUAUUAUUAACCACAUUCUACAGUCGACCGGCCAUGGAAACAGUUCUGUUAAAUAUUCCUUUAACUGAACCUUACAUUGGUAAUAGUUUUCUUUUCUUUUCUCCCCACGUGGUCUUUGGUCAAAAAAACCAAAAAAAAAGUUUUAAAAGCCAAGAGGAGACAAUUUUCCUGCCUAUAUGCUUGUACACCAACACAUUUAUAUAUCAUGGGUGUGUGUGUGUGUAUAUAUAUAUAUAUAUAUAUAUAAAUCCCCUUCAGUCACUGAGUGUGUAUGUGACAAAUAAGUGGUGUAACCAAAUCACAUCUUUAAUUUCACUUUAGAAGAAACUGCGUUCUAAUCACUGGGAAUACUGUUGAACGGGCGACUCAUUAUUAGUUCAUUUGUUUUUUUGUUUUUUUUAACCCCUAACGGACACGAUUUAAGUUGUUUCAUCUUAAAGGAAUGGUGCAUAUUGCAGAAUUUUGAAUUUUAAUGAAAACAAUUCAGGAUGUAGCAACAGCUUGCCAUAUUAAAGGGGUGAUAUUGUAGUAUCAUGGCCUGUAUUAUAGGUUGACAAUUGCUUGUAUUCUUUUUUAUGUUAUGUAUUCUCUUGUGAUUGUAAGCAAAGUAUUGCACUAAUUACUUUGGUUGGACAUGCUGCAUCAUGUGAAUGUGUUUGUGUGUGUAUUUUAUUUUAUUUUAUUUUAUUUUUUUGAAUAACUCCCUGUUUGUCCAAACAAAAAAAAGAAAUGUGUAGCUUGUGCAAAUUUUGAGCAAUCCCAAAUAUCAAGACAUGUGGUUUGCUUUGCAUUCAACCGAGGUGUUGGUUUAAUGAAAUACAAAGCUUUGUUUAUUAAAUCCACAAAGUGCCAACCCUUAUGCACUUACGUCAGUAAGACUAAUUAAAUGUAUACUGUAUGUGUAGUAAUAUUGUUAUGUACUAUAUGUGUUUUUAGUUAUGUAUUAAAUGUAGUGAAUAGAUUAGACAAUUUUUACACAGAUUCAGUGUUUCUGAAGACUGGUUUGAAUUGGUGUGUCACGAGUACAGAGGGAGAUAUAUUAUGUAGUCCAUAUAUAUAUAUAUAUAUAUAUAUAUAUAUAUAUAUAUAUAUAUUACAUAGCAGUUACAUUUUAAAAGCAAAGGUGUUCAUUCAAUCUCUUAAGCUAAAUCAAGCAUUUGGCUUCAUUGUCAUAGAAGAUGGCAUUGUGUUCAUUUGUAAUCAGCAACAUUGUAAAUGACCCUUAAGCUUUUUUUUUCUGUACAAUUUUAUGCUGUAACCAAUUGCUUGAACUUUUUAAUACUAAACAGUUAUGCUAAAUAAAUAAAUAAAUAAAUAAUGUCACAUGGUUUAUUUCAUCACAAGGAACAA